AUGCGAGUAAUGCGACAGACAGCCAUGAAUGUUGUUGUCGAGACCAUCGACGACCCGCCUGCCGCGGGCGGACCACCGCAAGGAGGGGAGGACCACCACCACCAGCAGCAGCAGCAGCAGCAGCAGCUGCCUGUCAGGGAUGUGGACACCUCUGUCCCGAGUAGUGAGUACGAGCAGCUGAUUGUGCGUCGGAUAGAGUGGCUUGUUGAGUCGAGCAAGGUGAAUCUUCGGGAGUCUGCCAAAGUGGGCCGCAUCGCAUUUGGUGCUGUCUUCUUCCACCAAGGCGCACCUGUCGCCAUGACGUUUGCGAUGCUGCUUGUCUCGUGCGUGCUGUACCCGACGGUGCAGACCAUCACGUGCACGGCGCUCUUUUCUGUGCUGUACGCCCUCUGCAUGGCUGUGCAGGUCUACCUGCUGUGGGCCCGCAUCACGGAGAAGAAGAUGCGCACCGCUGCCGUUAUGGGCAAGGUGCUCGCGCGGUGGAUGCAGCGCGUUGCGGCAAUGACGCGGAUGCCGCGGCAGAGCCAACGCGAACGGCGCGCCGUCUUCUGCGAGUCGUCGGCGGUGUUGCCCGCCAAGGCGUUCCGCAUGGUCGCCGUCGUGGACGAGGUAACGGGGCGGCUGAAGCACAUCCUCAAGAGCCUCCUAGUGAAGGGCGCGAAGCGGCUUGACGAGGCGACGCUGAAGGCGCGCCGCUACGUGGAGCCGGUGGCGCUCUGCAAACUCAUCGAUGUGAUGCGCAUGACGUUGGAGGCUGACGCAAUUGUGUUGCGCCCGCUGCGCGACAAGGCGCGGCCGCCACGGCACCCCAACCUGCACAUCGCCAGCAACAGCACGAAGGAGGAGGAGGAGGAGGCGGACACCACCGACGACAGCGACCAUGACCAUGACCCGCGCAGCGACGUGAACGGAGCCAACACGAACUCCGUCUCACAGAAAAUGGAGUUCCUGACACACCGCAUAUUUUUGCUGAUGUGGGUGCUGGGCUUGCUGCUCAGCAUUAUGGCUGGAUGUAUCUUCUACGCGCGCGUUGAUGCGCCGAUAGGGGAGGGCGUCUUUCUGUACCCCGCCGUCGCGCUCCUUGGCAUGUUGCCGGUGAAUGCCAUUCUACUGAACCGUGUCCUGGUGCUAUACGCGAAUGUGUACCUCGACCGCCUCUUCCACCAACUCGUUGCGAAGCCAACGCACUCCCUCGACGACCGUAUUCCGCGCUUCUCGUUCCUCUCCACCAUGCAGGCGCUGCAGCGUGUGCUGUGGCGCCACCCCGGCCGCCCCCCACUGUGCUUUUCCUCUUCAAUGGUAGAGACACUGGGAAUGGCUACAGUUGUGGCGCUGCUUGACACCACCGGCAUCGUGACAGACAUGGCGCUGCUGCCGACACACAUGCUGAUGCUCAAGCGCAGCGAGCACCCCGAGGACUCGUCCAGUUCCGACGAUGAGAACAACGCUGGUAGUGGUGCCGUCAGCGUUGUGCAGGACGACGACGAUGCCACGCGCGAGCAGAGGCGUGAGAUAAAGACGCAGGUUCGGCGCAAUAAGUUCCAGAAGUCUCGCUUCCUGGAACUGCGCCUCACGCCAAGCACGCGCGACGACCUCGCGGUUCAGUUCGCCGAUGCGAAGGAGUUCGAAGAGCGGCAGACGAACGUGCACCCUGUUGUGCUGUGCCUGCUGCUCCACGCGCUGGUGCCAGAGCCGGAGAAUAUCGAGACGUGGACCGAGCCGCUGCGCUUCUGCGACAAGACACUGCGUUGGGCGCGCGCCACAUAUUGGAUUCCGCGCGCCUGUGGCUUUGACGACAGUAUCGCCGCAACGUUCCGCGUGAUUGCGCGCAUCUUCCAGUUCGACACGCAGACGCGGACGGGGUACCGCAACGAGUACCCCGAGCAGGCGUGCACGCUCCUGGUAGAGGGCGAGGAGGACCACGUUCUGCAUGCCUUCACAGUGGGUACGGUGUACAUGGUGACGCACAGCUGCCCGUUGCACUUCACCGGCUCCUCUAUUGAGGCACUCGACGUGGAGGUGCGCGCGGAACUCGUGCACGUGGGCAAGAGAGUGUGGGGGGAAGGAAUGGACCUCGAGACGGUGGCGGUUUCGCACCGCAUGCUCCCGGAGCAGUAUCGCAGCUGCGCUGAGCAGCUGCGGCAGAAGGGAAGAGGCGCCGGGUACCGUGAGUUCUUCUUCCACAAUGGCGUGCAGGUGACGGCAAAUGUCACGGCGGCUAAUACCAAUAGUGGACCGCCACCACAGCAAAAACACGAACAGGAACAUCAGCAAGACUUUUCCCCCACCGAAGGCGGCCCGAAGGUGGAGCCGAGUGGUAGUGACGGAAAGGCUUCUGUCCUUCCCGACCAGGCCACGUUGAAUUCCUCCCCAAAUGACGGCGACGGCGCCGCAUCACUCAACGACCUUCUUCAGUUUCUCGUCGGAAGCUCACAUGUCUUUCUCGGCCUCGUCGGGCUGCGUGACUCCGUUCGUCCCAAUGUGCAGAGCUCCAUGUCGGUGUUGGAGAAGGCUGGCAUUCGCUGCAUGUACUUCUGCGCCGACAACGAGCGGUGCACGAAGAGUUUCGGCAGCCGCCUCGGCCUCGAGACGGACUGGAAUUGCUGCAUCUCGCUAAAGGAGGGCGCCGUGAAGCUCGACCGCCACAGCAUCCGCGCACAGCUUCCCGUCGGUAUCCAGUCGAUCCGCAAGCACAUCCUGCACGUGGACCCGAUCCCGCUGCAGGUGAACAUGUUCUCGCACGCCCACAGCGCCUCCACGCGUGCGAUGCUGUCGAUCCUGCAAGACAACCACGAGGUUGUUGUCUCGAUUGGCUCCGUCUUCAACCACGGCAAUGUGCGAAGCUUCAUCCAGUCGGAUCUCUCCAUCGGCGUGCUGCCAACACGCCGUGGCUCCGUUGUGGAGAAGGAGGAGGCGCGGCUGCGACGCCUUGGUCGCGUGGUAGAACCGUCCAACUUCGGCGCCGCACACUCGCUCAACAGGGACCUGCCGCUCUACCGCAACGUUGCGGAGAUGAUUGCGUGCUCCUGCACCCUCUCCGCGUCACCGACGGCGUCGAUCCUACCAAUUGUCACGACGUUGAUUCGGCAGGCGCGGCUUCGCUUGAGCGGGAUCAGCAACUGCGUCGAGUUCACAUUGCAUGCGAACUUCUUCGUUACACUUGUGAAUGUUGUUGCGGUGAUGGCGGGAGCACCGCUGCUCAUCAGCCCCACUGCAGCUAUCUUUGAGCUGAACGUUAUCAUCCCGAUUCUCGCGCUCUCGUGCACCUACACUGCGUACGCGGACAUGGACCCAAUGAACACCAUCUCGUCGCGGCACAAUUACUUUGUGCGGCUCGCCAUCUUUCGUCACAGUGCUCUGGUAUGGUGCCUGCGCUAUAUCCCCUCAAUCGUCGCGCUGCUGCUGCUCGGUAUCACGUGUGGUGAGCGCAUGUGCAACAAGAGUGUCAUCGACCUCGCGCUCUCGGCGUCCGAUGCGUGCAUGACGUCUACGCGCGGCUACAUCGCGCUGACGCUGAACUACUGGCUGAUGAUCCAUAGCUGGACGCACAUGAGUCGCCACCAUCCGCUAUCCCCUGACCUUUCCUUCAAGACGCGCUACGGCAAGCGGUCAAUGUAUCUCUUCAAGUCCUUCCGCUGGGUCUCCGCGAGUGGUCUGGCGACAGUGCUCAGUGUCCUAUUCGUCAUUGUUGACACCUCACGGGUCGGGGUCAUAGGUCAGGCCUUCUUCCCAUCGAAGGUUCACUUCUUCGUCGCGCUGCUGUUUCCCGUCGUGCUUCUGCUGCUGGAUGUGCCGAUCAAAACAUGGCGGGCGCGGCGUUUUAGUAUGAUGCAGAAGUUCCGCCGACUCUCGUUUGGCACACGACUUGGGAUGCACUCCCCGCGUGGCGACUACGAGCCAGAGGGGGUGAUGUACACCAACAUGGAGAAUGAUGCAGAAAAGGACGAGGACCGCCCGCCAACGCUACGACAGCGUCUGCACGAUAUUUUCUACCGAUUCACUACGAUGCAGAGAGGGAAACUCGAGUUGAAUUGCGUCUGCUGCGAUCACAUUGGCGGGAACUAUGCGACGUAUCACGUCAACGCCAAUAACGUGUGA
Trypanosoma grayi is the source of this 4098-nucleotide messenger RNA. RefSeq lists its product as hypothetical. Bases 1 to 4098 code for a protein of 1365 amino acids. The record is from RefSeq and is a predicted model, not a curated record. The transcript has a single exon. NCBI's taxonomy places the organism in Eukaryota, Euglenozoa, Kinetoplastea, Trypanosomatida, Trypanosomatidae.